This is a messenger RNA of Metarhizium acridum CQMa 102, 702 nucleotides long. The record is from RefSeq and is a predicted model, not a curated record. Lineage: Eukaryota; Fungi; Ascomycota; Sordariomycetes; Hypocreales; Clavicipitaceae.
AUGGAGCCGUCACAGGACGACCCCGCCGCAGCCAUACGAUUCCGGCCCUCCAAGAAGCGCAAAGCCUACCGCCAACGCGCCGACGACUCCCCGCCGCCAACGACCCCCAAAGACACCCGGCCGCCCGAACAAACAAGCCGAGAGCAGCAAGCAAGCGACGCGGAAUCCGCCGUCACAGCCGCAAUGCGCGCCCGCAGCUCCCGCAGAGCCCGCCUCCGCGGCGUGGGAUUCACCUCCGACGACCAACACGACGCGCCCGCUCCCACCGCACCGACAGACCGAGAAAGGGCCCCCGCGAAGGGAAUCCCAGACCGCUUCACCCACCAAACAGGUCUCGUUGCCACCCUAAACGACAGGCACAUGAACGAAUACAUAGAGUCCCGCCUGUCCGCCCACGCCGCCCCCGGGCCCUCACAGCCCGCGGCCCCGGAAGAAGCAUCGGCGAGACCGCCCGCCGGCGCGCACGCCCACCGCACACACGACCAGCCCACCAAGCACGGUAAGCUCCUCGAGGUGGACGUGCCGGCAGACGCGCGCCGCGACGCCCGGAAACGCCCACCGGACUCGGAACCUGCGCGGCCCAGGCGCGGGCGCAACCGCCGUGGGAGCGACGACAUGAAGCGGGAUCAGCUCGUCGAGGCGUUUUUGCACGAAAAUAAACUAUAUGGGAGGAAAAAACAAGGAGUGCUGACUUGCAAUUGA